AUGGUGCUGAAUUCAGAAGGCAUUAUGGGUGGUGUAGUACUGGAGAUAGAAGAUUACCGCAAGGAAUUAAAGUAUUACCCAUGUCUGCCAUGGGAUGAGAAAUACGAGUCGUUGCCAAGUUCUUUGUUUGAACAUAGACUUGUGGAAAAUUUAGCUACAUAUGAAUGA
This is a messenger RNA of Blumeria graminis f. sp. triticale, 168 nucleotides long. NCBI's taxonomy places the organism in Eukaryota, Fungi, Ascomycota, Leotiomycetes, Helotiales, Erysiphaceae. The record is from the annotation of a GenBank genome assembly.